AGCUCUCGCUGCGGGCCACAGCCAGACUUUUGCGGCCCGACUGUCGGUCUACUCUCCAUGGCCAUUCGCGCCACCAUGGAUCUCUCUGCCAUCUAUGAGAGCCUCCUGUCGCUGAACCCUGACCUCUCAUCCGACCACGGAGGGACUGAGCCCUCAGCACUUUGGAGCAUAAACUCGUCUGACUCCAUCCCAUCUGGGGUCACUUCUCGCCUGACUGGCCGCUCCACCAGCCUGGUGGAGGGCCGAAGCUGUGGUUGGGUACCCCCACCCCCUGGUUUCGCACCCUUGGCUCCCCGCCCGGGCCCUGAACUGUCACCCUCACCUACUUCGCCUACUGCAACUCCCACCACCUCCUCUCGAUACAAGACUGAGCUCUGUCGGACCUACUCAGAGAGCGGGCGUUGUCGAUACGGGGCUAAGUGCCAGUUUGCCCACGGCCUGGGUGAAUUGCGCCAGGCCAAUCGCCAUCCCAAGUACAAAACGGAACUCUGCCACAAGUUCUACCUCCAGGGCCGUUGUCCCUAUGGCUCUCGAUGCCACUUCAUCCACAACCCCAACGAGGACCUGGCUGCUCCGGGCCAGCCCCACGUGCUUCGCCAAAGCAUCAGCUUCUCAGGCUUGCCCUCAGGCCGCAGAACCUCACCACCACCACCUGGCUUUCCCGACCCUUCCCUGUCCUCAUGCUCCUUCUCGCCCUCCUGCUCCCCACCACCACCUGGGGACCUUCCGCUUUCCCCCUCUGCUUUCUCUGCUGCCCCUGGGACCCCUGUGUCUCGAAGAGACCCUAUUCCAGCCUGUUGCCCCUCCUGCAGAAGGUCUACCCCUAGCACCAUCUGGGGGCCCUUGGGUGGCCUGGCUCGGAGCCCGUCUGCACACUCCCUGGGAUCCGAUCCUGAUGAUUAUGCCAGCAGCGGUAGCAGCCUGGGUGGGUCAGACUCACCCGUCUUUGAGGCUGGGGUGUUUGGGCCUCCCCAGCCCCCUGCACCCCCAAAGCGUCUCCCCAUCUUCAAUCGCAUCUCCGUCUCUGAGUGACAAAUGCCUACCCAGUAUGGAUCAGCUAGAUCUCAAGGAGGGUGGCGCUUAUUGCUGUGGAGGCCUAGGGAGACUCCUGUUAGUAAGUGCCUCCUCCCUGACAUUCCAGAAAGCAUUAACCCUCCCCUGGUGCUGUGCUGGGGCAGGUCCCUAGUUUGCAAGCUCAGUGUUUGGAUUGCUUCCCAGGAUCCCUAAGAUGUAGCAUAUUUGAGGGACACAGUUGACAGUUGGUCUUCUUGGGUUGUUUCUGAGAGAGGCGCUGGUGUGUGGCCCUGGCUGUCCUUGAACUCUAGAAAAGCCUUCCUUAGCUUCCUUCCCAGUUGUGGAGUUAUCUAGGUGUGCACCAGCCCCUCCCCAACUCUGGUUUCCUGGAAUUGGAAAGUGCUGUGAAGAGCUGGCUCCCACAACCCCAUCCCAGUUUUUACUAGACCCCGAGGUUCCACGUUCAGUGUCUGGUGGUUGAAUCCUCCCCUGAGGGAGAAUCCUGGUGCUCAAAUUUCCCUCCGAAAGAAAAUAGCCAAAGCCAUUGCCAAAUCCCUUCCCCAACCAGUGGGCCCUUUAUUUAUGACGACUUUAUUUAUUGUAAUAAGAUUUUAUAGUAUUUAUAUAUAUUGGGUCGUCUACUUCGUUUCCCUUUUUGUAAUAUUAAAAUGGAUACUGUAUAAAGUAUACUAUAAUAUAUUAAGUAAUAUAUUGUUACCUUACAGGUCUAUUUUUGUGGAUUUUUGGAAUUUUUAAAUAAAAUCUUGUGUGAGCUGAGA
Messenger RNA from Microtus oregoni (creeping vole), 1793 nucleotides. It is a transcript of the gene Zfp36, whose product is annotated as ZFP36 ring finger protein. The transcript is spliced from 2 exons. Gene Ontology annotation, molecular function: metal ion binding; mRNA binding. Bases 58 to 1032 code for a protein of 324 amino acids. NCBI's taxonomy places the organism in Eukaryota, Metazoa, Chordata, Mammalia, Rodentia, Cricetidae. The record is from RefSeq and is a predicted model, not a curated record.